CCGUGGUCCCUUUCCGGGGAACACGAUGAAAGAGGUGGGAAUCAGGAGGCUCCUGGCUGCCAACCUCCUCUGCGCCCUGUCGAUUGUCCUGACAGCGGUGGUUCCGUCGUUCUUCCUGGAGGGAUUCACGGUGCUGGGAACGCACCUCACGUGGCUGUGUGUUUGUUCUGUCUGUGUCGGUACCCUUAAUGUAAUCUUGCACUUAGUCCUUAAUCCAAGUCAGUCUCCUAAGAGAAAUUCGUUUGCUCAAAAGAUAUCCAGAUUUCUAAAAUGCUGUAUAUACUUUUUCAUGUCUUGCAUACUGUUUCAUGCGAUUAUUGUUCUUUAUGGAGCACCUCUCAUAGAGUCAGUUACUGAGACGUUUUUGUUCGCAGUUCUCCUGUCUACCUUUACUACUUUACAGUGCUUAUGUAUUCUGGGACCAAACAUACAAGCAUGGAUACGGGUGUUUAGUAAAAAUGGGCACAAGACGAGUGUAGAUGUGAUAUAUUAAAAGGUUGUCUCUAAC
Molecule: messenger RNA, 508 nt
Organism: Empidonax traillii (willow flycatcher)
Lineage: Eukaryota; Metazoa; Chordata; Aves; Passeriformes; Tyrannidae
Gene: PIGF
Product: phosphatidylinositol glycan anchor biosynthesis class F
Exons: 4
Coding region: 26-493 (155 amino acids)
Biological process (GO): GPI anchor biosynthetic process
Cellular component (GO): endoplasmic reticulum membrane
Source: RefSeq, a predicted model, not a curated record